Molecule: messenger RNA, 4185 nt
Organism: Anopheles coustani
Lineage: Eukaryota; Metazoa; Arthropoda; Insecta; Diptera; Culicidae
Gene: kay
Product: transcription factor kayak
Exons: 3
Coding region: 954-2309 (451 amino acids)
Biological process (GO): regulation of transcription by RNA polymerase II
Cellular component (GO): nucleus
Molecular function (GO): DNA-binding transcription factor activity, RNA polymerase II-specific; RNA polymerase II cis-regulatory region sequence-specific DNA binding
Source: RefSeq, a predicted model, not a curated record
CCGACUGAGGAUCCGUUUCUAAAAUCCGAUCCGGAUCCCAUUACCCAACGCUACAGUGAACUGUGUCGGUGCAUCUUCCCAGUUCAUUACGUGCAAAUGCGACGAAUUAGGUGCACUACCCGCUGCAGAUGCAGGUGGAGCAGAUUCUUUGAACGCAGUUUCGCGGGCACUCUCCAAAGCUCUGGUUCUUAGCUACACUCCGUGUCAAGAUUUUUCAGAAGUUCCCUUCACAACUGGCCUGGCACGCCUUUGUGAUUUGUAUGAGUUACUAUACGUUUGUCUAGCACAGAAAAAAGUUUACAUUACGGAAUACAUCCCGGUACCAAGUACACUGGAGCGAAACAAACGUCGAAUGGUAUAUUUUUACAUUGCGUUCACAGAAAGAAGGAACCCACGAUCGGAGGAAACGAAUUCGCUGCACUACGGCUUGUCUCAUCUGCGGCGCAAAACGAUCGAAACAUAUUAGUGAAAGGAAAAACAAAACACCCGAACGAAAUGUGUUAACUAGUGAUGCGCGAGAAGAAAAAGCGCAGAAGCGAAACAAAUUAGCAAGUAACUAAACAAAACACAACCCGCAAACAAGCAAACACGAAAAGGAAACAGCAAACAAAUAUGUAAAAAAAAAUAUAACAAAAAAAGAAACAAAAACGAACACUCACACGAACCAACCAGCGAAACGAAGUUGCAAACACUUGACAGUUUUACUGACAGUCAAGCAGGUGACUGUUUGCGAACGGAAAGGCCCUGAAUUAGUGGUGUUAGAAGAUGUUGAGGAAGAAUAUCUAGAGCAGCGAACAUCUUCCAAUCGAAAACAACUAAAAGAACAAUCGACGAUUUUUUUAAAACGACAUAACACUGAAACAAUAAAACGAAACUAAAAGGCUAGCGACGAGCAAGAAGAAGAGGAGGAGAAUAACACCUGUGGCUCGAGCUGAAGACGACCGCCGUCGAGGAUGGAUGCCAACGAAUUUGCGAAUUUUCUCGCCCGUGAGCUGCUGAUGGAACAGUUUGCCUCGUUCGAGGGGAUUGGCGUCCAUAGCGGUGUACCGACACGGACAACCCCGACGCUGACACCGACCACGCUGAAGAACAUCGAGCAGACCUUCAUCGAGGCGACCACCGACGCACCGGUCAACCUGCCGUACCAGGCCGGAUUCGUGCCACCGCCGUACCCGAUGGAGGAGCACAGCCAGGACCGGGACGCGAGCCAGGAGUCGCUCAGCUCGAACUCGAACGUCUCGUGGCAUGUGUCCGGCUCGCACGGCUACACCGGGGACGAUCUCGACUCGAAGUCGUCCGCCUCGAUGGAGCAUUCGCCGACGCUGCCAUCGACUGGCGGUUCGCGUGGUCGCCGGUCCGCCUUUGCCGCGGGCCUCUCGAAAGCUGGCGGCGGAUCGAACUCCAACUCGUCGUCCGCCUUGGGCGGAUCGGGGACGGCCGGUGGGGCAGUGGCGGGUGGGUCCGGUGGAACGGGUCGGCGCAAUGUCGGUGGGCGCCGUCCGCACAAACCAUCCAACCUGACGCCGGAGGAGGAGGAGAAACGACGCAUACGGCGCGAGCGCAACAAGCAGGCCGCGGCGCGGUGCCGCCGGCGACGGGAGGAUCACACCAACGAGCUGGUGGACGAAACGGACCAGCUCGAGAAGCGGCGCCAGUCGCUGCACCAGGAAAUCCAGGCGCUCCAGCAGGAGAAGGACGACCUCGAGUUUCUGCUCGAGUCGCACCGGGAGCACUGCCGGCUGCGGGCCCGCCUCAGCCCGAUGGAGCUCAAGAUCAAGACCGAACCGGAGGAGGACCUACCUGUACACCAGCAGCCUAACUUGCAACCACAGCAGCAGCAGCAGCAGCAGCAGCACGAGCUACAGGAGCAGAUUGUUGCUGCAGCUCUACCAAACGAACAUCACCCCAUCUCCCGUGGCCCGAUAGCAAAGAAAUUAAAGCUUUCGAACGAACAUACCGAUAGUUUGGAUACGCCAACGCCAACCACUCUCUUCGCACCGGCGAUCAGCGGCGCUGGCAAGGCGGCCGGCCCAGGAACCACCCGAACCACCGGCACCGACCGCCCGUCCCGGCCGGACAGUCUUGACGUGAAGGCGGCACAGUUCCCGAUGCUCAGUAUCCGCAACGAGCUGGCGGCGGCUGUCGGAAUCUCCACCCCGUCGAACGGACUGUUCAACUUCGAUAGUCUGAUGGAGGGAGGCACCGGGCUGACGCCGAUCGCCGCCCCCAUCACCUUUCCACCGAACCGGAACCCGCUCGAGCUGAUUACGCCGACCAGUACCGAACCGUCCAAGCUGUGCAGUCUGUAACGAGGGCGAGCCGGUGGUAGAUCCGUUGCAAACCGCUCCGUGGUGGAGCGAAAGCACGGCCGACGACCUAAAAGAAACACCGAUAUACAUACACACAUUUCUUAAACGGUUCGAGAGGAAGUUGUGGCUAUAUGUGGGGGUGGAGGAUGGCAAGUGGUACUAGAAGCUGCCCAUACCACGCCCCUACCAGCAACGUGCGAGUAAAACGCAUGUCUCGUAUCCGACUUCUCACCGAUACUUAGGCGAACCGAACACGUUUGUAGCGAUAGCCAUAUUAGGGAAUAGUAAUACUUGUAUAACUUAUUACAUUUUUUAAUUAAUUGUACGUCUUCUCCCUCAGUUAUACACACACGUGUAGAUCAGAUUUCCCAUUCAACCCUCUCAGAGAACCAGAGCAAGCUGAACUUUAGUGCCAGGGAUCGCGAUUUGUUAGCUCGCGAGGAUUUUGUGUUAUAGAUUCAUGAAUGAAAAAAAAAAUACUUUGCAUGCAAUAUAAGGUUAGAUAACCGUUUGCAUUCUUCUUAAGAGAAUGUCAAGCGCGGCUGAUCAGUGAUUCCAACGAGAAGAAAACGAACACAGCAUUCGCCUCAUAUUUCAAAAGUUUUAUUUCGGAUGUGCCUUACCUGUAUCUGUCCGAAAGAGUCCGGUAUGCUCGAGUGGAUGUUAGCGCGUUAAGUUUAUUAUUACAGCUAUUAAGUUUAUUUCAGCUUCGCACCGAUCGAAGCUUUUUAUAUUUUCAGCUUUAUACUUUUCGCUACUUUGCCAGACAGGUUUUAAUCGGAAAAGAAAUUAAUCAAUUUGACAAAUAAAAACAUUCGAAAUUAGUCUUGAUCAGCAUUUUCAAAGCUAUUAAACUCGUGGGCUUCUGGACCGACAGUUAGGCAAACUUAAUUGAGAAGGCGCCCAAUGUAGGUUGCAAAACAGAAAGCAUCUUUAGAAAGCAAGGAUCAACCCCCCGUCGGAUAGCAUUUUCUUUUUCUCUGCUCGUCUGCAAUCGUUUUAAUGUGUCCAACGCAUUGCCUGUAAGUGAUAAUAAUUAAUAACGUCAACGAUGCAUCGUACCGACAGCGUCCCUGUCAAGAGUAUUGAUUUAGGAGAAAUGCCUAAAUGGAGCUGUUUCGCAGGACAAAACUGCCCUAGGCGCCAAGGGGAUAGAAAAGCGUCUUGUUUUUUGAAAAAAUACCAUACAUACAUCUACACUUCUAGAUACAUGAGGAGCGUGUAGCAUAAGAAGCCCGUGUAAAACAGAGUAAGACGAGAAGUGAGAAAACGAAAAUUGAUAGUAAAUCUGUCUCGUGAUAUGCAACAGAUUUUCCCCCUUUGGUAUUUUAUUUUAUUCUUAACUUUUUCGUAAUAAAAUGGUAUACUGCUUCACAUGGACACACACCAACACUACAUUCAAAUACCAUUCAUGUAUGUAAGCAUACCAGCUAGCAAGUAGGUGAACGUAAGACUACAUUAAGAAGGAACCUAGGGUUAGCGAAUGAGCAGAGUGGGUAGAUCGGAAAGAAACAUAUUUACACGAGUUAUAUUUUUAUAAUGAAAACAAAAAGGCAGUAAACGAAAGGGGGUCGGCAGUUUGGAGUGAUAAAUUGCUUGCAUCUCGAUGUCCUGGACCUAUAUAAAACUACUACCAAAUGCUUAGAAAUCAAUUAAAGAAACAACGAGAACAAUAGAAGCGGAUAAAAGUGUAUAAGUUAAAAAAUUCAAUGCGCUGCCUAGCAACAUGUCGAAGGACACACAGCGUGCGGCCAUCGCUCAGAAGGAGAAGUUAAUAUGCUAUUGUUUUCUAGCUAUCGAUCAUUUCCAACGGUCAUGUCAUGCCUGGGCACAACUGAGAUAUUCAAUAAAGAACGAUCAAAUACUGUAAAGAUGA